Sabethes cyaneus is the source of this 1902-nucleotide messenger RNA. RefSeq names its product proton-coupled zinc antiporter SLC30A2-like. Gene Ontology annotation, cellular component: plasma membrane. The coding region runs from base 666 to 1844 and encodes 392 amino acids. Gene Ontology annotation, molecular function: zinc ion transmembrane transporter activity. The transcript is spliced from 9 exons. Lineage: Eukaryota; Metazoa; Arthropoda; Insecta; Diptera; Culicidae. The record is from RefSeq and is a predicted model, not a curated record. Gene Ontology annotation, biological process: response to zinc ion; zinc ion transmembrane transport.
AGUGCAUCGGUUCAUCAUUCCAUCGUAACCCGGAUCGAUUGCUGCAAUUUGUUUACAAAAGUGACCAGCGUGUUUUUUUCUACUGUUCCAUCACCGCAGCAAGUGCUGUGCAAAAGGUGAAGUGAAAGGUCGCGAUAAUAGCCAGGAUAUUCCUAUAAUAGCAGUGUGUGCGAGGGAUAAGGUUGCCUCCUCGUUGACAAGGGCAGAGCUUUGUGGUGGAAAAUCGCUCCUGCAGCCCGGAUUGCCCUUAUACACGGUGUUUGUUCUAGUUAGCUUCGAUAAAUAGUUAUCCCAAGCCGGUCCCGGGUACUCGCCGCGGUGGAACCUUUUAUUUCCAACCUGCGCGGGAGUCAUUAUUUAUGCGGUCUUGUAUUUAAAUAUUUAUUGCCGUUCUGUAAUUUAUGGUUUGAAGCAUAACCGUGUGGCAAAAUCUGCGUUCCUGAUAGUGACGAGGCAAGGUUACGCUAACCUAGCUGGAAGGAAGAGAAUCGGUUUCGCUUGCUGAGCAAUGUCCUGGGCUAGCCUGGCCGUGCUUCAAACAUUUUCACGUGCCGGUGUGUAGGUGCGAAACUACGAAGAAGGUAUAGAGGGAGAGAGUGACUGUGAAAAUAGCAACGCGCAAAGACCGGAAUACGCCAGCCAAGAAACUCGAAAAAGGAACCGUCAUGGACACCGAUAAGGAGCAUACUCAGGUCCUGAUUAUAGAGCCCACGAAAAACUAUGGAACCACUGCCAACGCGGCUGAUGUUGCCUGGACGAAGACGCCGCAGUACCGGCAGCAGAAAUCAGUUACCUAUUGUGUGCACGGAAAACUGGCACAAUCCUGCUGUGAGCUACCGGAUGACCUGAACAUUAGGAAAAUUGAAUCACAUUGUCAUCGGCCACGGCAAUAUGGAGUUGAUAAAGUUGCCAGGAAGAAAUUAAUUCUAGCUAGCGUGCUGUGCGUUGUAUUCAUGAUAGCCGAGAUAAUAGGAGGCAUCUAUUCCAACAGUCUAGCGAUAGCGACGGACGCUGCGCAUCUAUUAGCCGACCUGGCCAGCUUCAUGAUUUCGCUGUUCGCGCUCUGGAUCGCCGCGAGACCAUCCACCAAGAGGUUGUCAUUUGGAUGGUACCGAGCCGAGGUGAUUGGUGCUCUGUCGUCGGUUCUAAUGAUUUGGGUCGUGACGGCGAUUCUGUUCUACAUGGCUGUCAUGAGAACCAUCGAGCAAAACUUCGAGCUGGAUGGCAGUGCGAUGCUGAUCACUUCCGGAUUAGGAAUCCUGGUGAAUGUCAUCAUGGGUGCAACGCUACACGGCCACGGUCACAGCCAUUCAUCAUCGUCAUCCCUCGACGCCAACGGUCACAGCCACGGACCAAACUCGGAGGAAAACAUCAACGUACGGGCGGCAUUCGUCCACGUGCUGAGCGACUUCGUCCAGAGCCUUGGCGUGUUCAUAGCGGCCCUCGUCAUCUACUUCAAACCGGAGUGGAGCAUUAUCGAUCCGAUUUGUACGUUCCUGUUCUCGAUACUGGUCCUGGUGACCACCAUUGCGAUUAUGAAGGAUGCACUGCUGGUUCUGAUGGAGGGUACACCGAAGUAUCUCGAUUACACCGAGGUGAUGCAAACUUUCCUUCAGAUCGAAGGUGUCGUACGAGUACAUAAUUUAAGAAUAUGGGCGCUCAGUAUCAACAAGAUUGCUUUGGCGGCUCACUUGGCUGUCGAACCGAACACGAACACCGAAGCGGUCCUCCAGCAGGCAACACGUUCCGUUCAUGCAAAAUAUGAUUUUUUCGAAACCACACUGCAGAUCGAGGAGUUCCAGCCAGACAUGGAAGAUUGCAAUCAAUGUACGAAUCCAAUUUAAGGAGGGCGGCUGUCGUUGCGUUGCACUGGAGUUGUUUCAGGCGGGCGCGUUUAUUUUU